Molecule: messenger RNA, 1536 nt
Organism: Stegastes partitus (bicolor damselfish)
Lineage: Eukaryota; Metazoa; Chordata; Actinopteri; Pomacentridae
Gene: hhla1
Product: HHLA1 neighbor of OC90
Exons: 15
Coding region: 1-1536 (511 amino acids)
Source: RefSeq, a predicted model, not a curated record
AUGGCGGGCUUAUGGAGGUUCACACAGCAUCCAGGCUUCUGCUUCCUAACCUGUGUUUCUACACUUUUACUUCUUCUGCUCUUCAGCCACGCAUUAAGACCCAGACAGCAGGAGCAGAGACACAAAAGAGACUUCCCUGAAUCUACAGAACUCCCAGCAGAGCACAUCGACCCGGCGGCCAUUGAUCUCACUCCGCUGGUCAAUACUUUAAUAAAUUCAAGCCAAUCGGGCUCCCGGCAGCUCUUCUCUCUGCUCAGUGUGACGUCUUACAGCUCUCUGGCUCUGCACAAACUCACCCUGUUGGUCUACAACAUUUCCAGCAUCAGAAAUAUAGAAAGCAACAAGUUCAGGAGAAGAUUCUGCUACUGCGUCACCAACGAAACCAACGAUUUAACAGACUUUACAGCCAUUCUGCUGGAUGUGAUGGGAAACUCAACCAGUUACCUACACGAGCUCUUUAAAUCUGCCUCCAUAUUAUCAGUAAGCCAGAGGAAUAACUCAGACUGUAUUUACAUCUGUGUGAUGGCAGGUAAAAUGGGCAGAGAGGUUCCUGAGCUGUGGCAGGUCGGCUCCAUCACUCCACUGUUCAACCAGACCAUCGUCGAAGGACCACACAGAGCGAACGUCUCCUCCUUCAGACUGCCGGUUGAAUGGCACCAACUGCCCACGAAUCUGAGUCACAUGUCUCCAUCUGGGAUGAGCUCCAUGUUAACCAGCAGAGUCCAUUCGACAGCACACGCUUCACCGGCAACUCUGGACGAAACGGCUGCAACAACAGAAAAAGUUACUGCUGUUCAGCCGCUUGCAACGGCUCGACAACCUGCAACCUUCGUGCCGCAAAGUCAAACUACAGUCGAAAGGUCGGAGACGACGCAAGCAGCGACGACCGAAAGAUUCACCACACAAAGAGCAGCAUCAACUGUAGCAAUAUCCCAAACUCAAGCUACAGAAACAACAACAAUUACAACCCCACAACAACCAACAACUACUGUGUUAAUAAUGACAGCUGCAGCUCUAACCACAGUNNNNCCUCAACUCACCACAGUGCCACCCAGAGCCACAACCUUCUCACCAGCAGUUAGUCUGACCCAGGUGACCACAGCUACCAGCACAACGAUCCAUCACACAACUUCCACAGUCCAUCCAACAAGACUCUCCCCUACGGUGGCCAGAAGGACUACAGGGCCUCUUGACAGGAGGACUACAACUCCCAGCAAACCUGUGGAAACAGAGAAACCAGGUUGUCCUUGGAGGCGGAUGGAGCUGAGCGGCGAGUCCGAGUCUGAGUCCGAGUCCGAGUCCACGACCACCGUCAGCGCCAACAAGCUGCAGCCCUGCGUCCUUGAGCUCUGCAAGUUCUUCUCCACAUGCCUCUGCAGACCCUUCAGCCACAAGACACGCAUGAAAAGAUAUUGUGACGACAGCCACCUGUGGUAUGAAAAACACACUCUGGAGGUGUGUCGGCGGGUCAGGAGAGUCUCCUUCUCCAGAAAUCUGAAACAGAGAUGCCUGACAAAGAUGUGCAAUAAACUGUGA